Messenger RNA from Symbiodinium natans, 864 nucleotides. Lineage: Eukaryota; Dinophyceae; Suessiales; Symbiodiniaceae. The record is from the annotation of a GenBank genome assembly.
AUGACCUCCAUGUCACCCCGGCGUGGCGUGGAGGCACAUCCACGUAAUUGGAAUCCGUUCGAGCACGACGUGUCGGCGGAUCUCUUUUCCUACAAGGACGAUUGGUCCAUCCAAGCGCCGGAGGAGAUCAUCCAGGAAGCGAAGCGAAGCGUGCAAGGCCGUAGACCCGGCCGAGCUGACGACGUCGAUGCUCUUCUCAAGACAAAGCCUUGGGGAAAAGAGGAUCCAUCAGAAAAAGGCUACCACAUCAUCUUACCGGACAACCGGGUGGUGUCGGUGGAGAACCAGCUCAACCGCCGAUUGCGCGAAGAGCUUCUGGGACCCGCAGCGCCCGAGCCUCGCUCCCACGAGGCGAAGGACAAGAUGAAGGAGGAGGACAACGACGAUGGGCAGCAGGGGAGCACCAGGAGAAAGGCCAGUGAGGCGCUUGCAUCGAUCAUGCAGAGGAUCGGCGUCCUCACGGCCAAGGAGGAGUUCUUGGAGCCCCCAAAGCCUGGGAAGAAGGAGAAGGCAGCCGAUCAAAGCAAGGGCAAAGGAAAGGGACGACGGAGAGGCGCCGGGUCGGAGACCGCGCGGGACCCUCGCCGCGAUCGCCUUCGAAAGGUUCGUAAUCCGUGGUACCUUCCGCCCAACCAUUGGUUCAGUGAAGAGCUGGGCAAGGACCCGAAUGAGACGAUUGGCCUCGGCUUUCCCUACGACGCAAUGAUCAUGGGUGAGACGCCAGGCGUGAAGAAGGAGGAGGUUGGUGUGUUCGUGGGAGAUAAAGACAUCUCCUUGCUGCUGGACACGGCGAAAUCGCACUUCCAGGAUCGGCGACACCGGCUGCCCCACUUCUUGGCGGUUGCGACGAAGGAGGGUGGAUGA